AUCUGUCUUUCAGGAGGUCCAAUUCACAUCAAAUAAUGUCAGGACAGGUUCAAUGCAUUAUCCUUGAGUCUCCACAAUUUCAGCCAAGGAGUUAUUGGCUCUAACUGCAUGGAUUCAUGGAAAGCGUCCGGCUUUAGUGCAAGAAGGAAUAAAGUUAGGUGGACUUAAUUAGCUCCUUUUUCAUCAGCUGGGAAGCUUCCCUUUUCCAUGAGUAUGGGCCAGUUGCUAGAACUCUUAUUAAAGGCUCUUCUUCCAUCAUCUGUCUGAGAAGGCUGUCAUGCUUUCUUUGGUUACGUAAAGAAGAAAAUAAAACGAUCAUAUUAAUGUUGAUACACACCACUCCGAUAGCUCAGUCGGUUGAAGCGCUGCGUCGCCAGGCUUCGUGGCGUGGCACGGUAACAGGUUCGAGCCCCGCUAAGGCCGGUUUUUUUUCGGCUUACUAGGACUCUAGGAGUGGUUACUGUCCCCACUUGAACAAGGAAUGGCUGGGGCGUGUGGUGUGUGAGGUCAGCUGGCAGUACUCGGAUCGACUAAUGAGCCUUGUAUUAAUCGGGAGGGUACAUACUUGCUGAACUCGUGAUCAGGCCAUGGUGGUGAAACACACACACACACGCACACACACAAGAAACUGUAACGACCAUUAAAUCAAAAUCAUGUGUAAGUCGCCCCGUUAAAAUAUUUCGCCCGCGUCUGUCGUCUGAGACGACUCGUCUCCCCACACUUGUUUACAUCACACGGCGGCAGGCGAGGCGGCGGGCUGUGGCGUGAUGUAAGACACUGCUCCAGCAAAAAUGACGAUAUCCAGGUUCCUCGGGUCGCUAGGGAGGGCGGCGGGUCACGGGCUGAGGCGUGGCAGGGCGAGGACACUAGUGACCACUACCACGAAGGACAGCACGGCGGUCAAAGUGGCUACAGAAGAGGCGGUCCAAGCAGAGUUUCCAGUCGGGAGGGAAGUGUCCGGCUUUGUGGUGAGGGAGGUGCAGGAGGUGCCUGAGCUCCACCUCACGGCCCUGCGCCUGGAACAUGAAGCCACUGGUGCUGACUACCUCCACAUAGCCCGCGCUGACCCCAACAAUGUAUUCUGUGUGGGUUUCCGCACCACCCCCAUGGACUCCACUGGUGUGCCUCACAUCCUGGAGCACACGGUUCUCUGUGGCAGUGAAAAAUUUCCCUGCAGAGACCCGUUUUUCAAGAUGCUGAACCGCUCUUUGUCAACCUUCAUGAAUGCUAUGACAGGCUGUGACUUCACCAUCUAUCCCUUCUCCACGCAGCACCCUGUGGACUUCAGGAACCUAAUGUCUGUGUAUUUGGAUGCCGUGUUCAAGCCUAAUCUUGUUGAGCUGGAUUUCCUGCAGGAGGGAUGGAGGCUGGAGCAUCAAGAUGUCAAAGACCCAUCUUCACCCAUUGUGUUCAAGGGUGUAGUGUUCAAUGAGAUGAAGGGUGUCUUUGCAGACUCCCAGCAGCUGUUCAAUCAAAAGCUGCUCAAUGGCAUCCUCCCGUCACACACUUAUGGGGUGGUGUCGGGCGGGGACCCGCUGGUCAUUCCUCAGCUGACUUGGGAGCAGCUCAAGCAAUUCCAUGCCUACCACUACCACCCCAGCAAUGCACACUUCUUUACCUAUGGUGACCAACCUCUUGCCAAUCACCUGGAGUUUAUACAGGAUAACUACCUGAAACAUUAUAACAAAAUUGACCCAAACACAGAGGUGCCUGAGGAACCCAACUGGCAGGAGCCUCGGUCUGCUCAUGUGGCUUGUGGUGUUGACCCCAUGGGGGGUGGAGAGGCCCAGGCCAGUGUAGCUGUGUCCUACAAGUUAGUUGACAUCACCAAUACUUUUGAAACCUUUGUCUUGGCCAUUUUAGCACAACUGUUGACCAGUGGCCCAAAUGCUCCUUUCUACAAAGCCCUGCUGGAGCCGGGGCUUGGGUCCAGCUUCUCUCCGUCCUCAGGGUUUGAGGGCAGCACACGCAGCACGACCUUCACUGUGGGUCUUCAGGGUGUCAAGGACCAAGAUGUGGACAAGGUUAAGGCCAUCAUAGAGGAGACCUUUGAUCAGGUUAUUGAAGAAGGGUUCCCUGCAGACCGUGUGGAAUCUGUCCUGCACAACAUUGAGCUGAGUGUCAAACACCAGACGUCCAGCUUUGGCCUCUCACUCGCCAUGAACCUCACCCCACUCUGGAACUUGAAUGGUGACCCCAUUGAUGGCCUCCUCAUUAACAACAAAAUAGCCAAGUUCAGGAAAUGCCUGGAAGAAAAUCCCAAAUUCCUCCAGGAGAAAGUUAGACAAUACUUUAAGGAGAACUCCCACAAGUACACACUGACCAUGGCCCCGCAGGACGGAUAUGAAGACAACCUUCAGAGCCUUGAAGAAGCCCAGCUGAAGGAGCGGCUUGCUUCUCUCACCUCAGAGGACCGGGAAAAGAUCUGGGAGCUUGGACACACCCUGGCAAACAAACAGGAGGAGGAGGAGGACCUUUCAUCCCUCCCAACGCUGCAAGUGUCCGAUAUCCCUCGCACUGUGACUCCCGUGCCCGUCACCACCCAGACACUUGGCGGGGUGGAGGUGCAGGUGUGUGACUGCCCCACCAAUGACCUCACCUACUUCACCACCGUCCUCAGCACCAAGGAUGUGGAUGAGGAGCUGCGGCCACUGGUUCCCCUCUUGUGUGGGGUAUUGACAAGGAUGGGGGCAGGGGACAUGGACUUUCGACAGCUGGACCAAGCCGCUGAGCUUGUCUCUGGAGGCCUGGGAGUUGGCCCCCAUACCUGCUUUCAUCCAGUUGAUAUCACACAAUAUGAGCAAGCUAUCGUGCUCUCCUCACACUGCCUCAACAAUAAUGUGCAGAAAAUGCUGGACCUGUGGACAUGCAUUUUUAAUGAGACAAAAUUUGAUGAUCUGCAACGCUUCAGUACCCUGGUCAGCAUGAUUGCUACCAACCAGGCCAACAGUUUGGUGUACUCGGGCCACCAGUAUGCCAUGACUGUUGCCGCUGCCUCCACCAGCCAUGUGUCAUCCUUGGCAGAGAGCUGGGGUGGCCUGUCACAGCUGCGGCGCAUGAAAGCUCUCAGCGAGGCCAAGGACUUGACCCCAACCCUGGAGAACCUCCGUGUGCUGGCCAGACAGUUGCUGAGUCGCCAGGGGAUGCGGGUGGCCAUCAACACCACUCCAGGCCACCAUGAUGCUGCCCUUCACACCCUUGAGAGUUUCCUAGAGAACCUGGAUGGCAUGCCUGAACCCACCACCCAGCCCUUGGCCACCAUCCCACAGACCUUCUCUCCCCACACUAACAGGACUCACUGUGUCUUUCCAUUCCCUAUAAACUUUGCUGCCAAGGCCUUCCCUGGGGUGCCCUAUGCCCACCCUGAUGCUGGUGCCCUUAGGGUGCUAGCACGUGUCAUGUUCCGCUUCCUGCAUCGGGAGAUCCGGGAAAAGGGGUGGGCGUCUGGCGGUGGAGCAAGGGCUCAGCCAGGUGGACCAUUUACCUUCUACAGCUACCGGGACCCUCACUCCACCCAGAGCCUGGCGGCGUUUGAUGCAGCUGUGGAGUGGGUGUUGUCUGGGGGCUUCACCGAGCGGGAUGUUGCUGAGGCCAAGCUUGGGGUGUUCCAGACAGUAGACGCCCCUGUUGCACCGGGGGCCAUGGGCAAGAGGCACUUCCUCUCCCACAUCACAGACCGGUUGUUUGCUGACCACCGACAGCUGGUGCUGGACGCUGAGUCCCAAGACCUGGUGAGGGUGGCCCGCAUGUACCUCAAGGAUGCCCAUGUGGAGGGUGCCUGCCUCAUUGGGCCCCAGAAUGAGGACCUUCAGGACCACCCCUUCUGGAACACUGUUGAGGGCUAGGCAGGCCUUCAGGGUGUUGUGAUAGGUGAGCUAGGUAGUCACUUGUUUUGUAAUUAUUUUAUGUGAAGUGAAGGAGUCAUAUUAAUCUCAUUUGAUGCAAACUAUGAAUAUGUAAAUAGCUGAAAUAUCAGCCCUCCAAAGAAUCAUAAUUUGGAAUAAAGUUUUUAAAAAUGCA
Messenger RNA from Eriocheir sinensis (Chinese mitten crab), 4020 nucleotides. RefSeq names its product presequence protease, mitochondrial-like. Gene Ontology annotation, molecular function: metal ion binding. The record is from RefSeq and is a predicted model, not a curated record. Lineage: Eukaryota; Metazoa; Arthropoda; Malacostraca; Decapoda; Varunidae. Gene Ontology annotation, cellular component: mitochondrial matrix. The coding region runs from base 792 to 3845 and encodes 1017 amino acids. The transcript has 2 exons. Gene Ontology annotation, biological process: protein processing.